AUGGACCUCCCCUUCUUAGCCGAGGAGGGGGAGGAGGAAGUUGCCGUGCCACUCUAUCCCCCGACUCUCUCUAUGGUUCCUCCUCCUCCCCCCCCCGCUCCAGGUCCUCCGGCUUGUGCCUUACCCAGCGUGCACCGCGGCGGAAGAGAGUGACGACAAUAACAAACAGCGGCGGCGAGGGCUGCGCGUAAAGCGAGCGGGGGGCCCUGCGAAGGAGCGCCCGGAAUCCCCGGCUGUGUGGCUUCCCUUCCCCUCGCGCCACCUCCGCGUCUCUCUCCCUCCCUGUCCUGUCAGGGAGCCCCGCCGCCGCCUCCCCUCCCGCUCUGAGGCGGCGCCGCCUGAGCUUGCCCUGUGGAGCCGCAGCGAAGGGGAGGAGGAGGAGCUUCCGCGGCCGCCGGUCACCGGCGCGGGAUGGUGCGCGGGGCCGCCCAGCUGUUGCUGCCGCUGGCGCCGCCGCCGCUGCUGCUUGGCUCUCCUUCGGGUACGUCGGGAAAAGGGCGCGGUGGAGGAGCUUCCGCGGCCGCGGCAGUUGCUGCUGUCGCCGGGGCGACCAAGGCCCGCCUUCCUCCUCCUCCCUUCGGCUGGGGAGGGGCGAGGACCCUCUUUUCGCGACGGGGGGUGGGCGCACCCGCUUGCGAGGGCGGAGCCGCCGCCACCCCCUCAGUCGGGGUGGGGUGGGGGGUUAUCUCCGUCCAUGGGCCAAAGAACCUCGAGGUUUGGGGGCUGAGAGCUGGGGCUCUCCUCGUCUCCCUCUCCGCCUCCGGCCCGCGUAGCUCGGAAGGGGGACCGGCUCGUCCUGAAGUUAACUCCGAGGGGGGAUGACUCAGCCCAUCUGCGCUUCUCGCAGCCCCGCCCACAGCACCUUGUUGCGAAAAGGGAGGCAGCGUGCUCCGAGGGGGUGGCUGGGUGGUUUUGUUUUCUUCUUUCCUCACCCAGGACAGCAGGCUUAUUACCUAAAGCCUUCAUUCGCACGGAUGCUAGCGAAGGAUUUCUAGUUGUUUUUAUCUUGCUCCAUCUCCUCCACACCCAACUUUCCCUCCCCCCCUUCCUUUUGCGCUGAAGGCCCUGUGUGAAUGCCAAGUCACAUUGGGUCGGAAUGGUCGUCUAAGUUAGGUGGGCUUGGCCUAAAUUGACUGUUUGUGUGGGUGGGUGCCACUGACUGGGUGAUAUUCACACAAACCAGGCGAUUGCCUCUUGGUAGGCUUCGCUUAUGUUGUAGGUUUGAGCUUGUUGACAAAAUACACAUAAGCAUGCUGUUACAAGAUGAAAUUGUUUGGGACAAUUAAAUGGCUGUUUGGUAGAUAAGCAUAAUAGAACAUUGUAUUUCAUUGACACCAUAAUGUAUUUCAUUGACACUGGGUCAGAUGGAAGUAGUAGGUUUAAGUGAUAUGUAGGUUAUGCUGAACAUGUUAUGAAAAGUAGGUGUGUAGUAAAUCACUGUAAUCCUUUUUUUUACCAUGAAUACUACAAAAAGUAUUUAAUUUUUCUACUGUGAAGUGAAAACUAUUUGAACAUCUGUCAGUGUGAGUAGCAUUGCAACUGCUUUUAUUUUUAACUUCAGACACUGGCUUUGCAAAAUUUGCUGCUAUUUCUUUGUGUCCUUAAGUUUUGAAGCUUUGAGGUGCAUUGUAGGUCUUUGCUAAAUGAAGAAUGUGAAGAAUAAUAGCCUUCCCAAUCAGCGUUAACAGCAAGCAGAGCAGUCCAACACCCCCUCCUCUUUAUGUUGGGUGGGGGUUGCAUUAGGUGGAGGUCUUCCUCUGCCCACCUCUUAGGCCUUUUGCUGAGCAGGUGACAAGCUGCCUGGCUGCUGUUGCUCAGUGGUGUCAGGCCCAGUUGUUGUGUUCCCACUUUCCACUGUGUCCACUGAGACUGGCAGGGCUUCCAUUGUGGCAGUGGCUCCACUGCUCUGCAAAACCCUAUUGGCAGGAGAUGGGAGUUUGGAUUGCACUCUUUAAAUUUAGUUUUAUGAACCUGUGAAGCAUAGUGUGGUGUUCACAUGAGUUCCAAUGAUUGGUGUUUCUUUUUAUAAAACUGUGUUUAGUUGACAAAAUAUUUAAGUCAUUGGCAGUGUGGACUUAAUGUUUUUUUUAUUUAGAGAGUAAUCAUCUUUCUUCCUGUAUAUAGUAUUAGAUAUUUAUCUAAGCUUAAACCUACAGUAGGACUGGGCAAUACCUGGUUUUGAGCACCAUGAUACAUCAACCAGCUAAACAUAGCAAUAUAUUGAUAUAUAUAUCAUGAUGUCUGAAAUAAGGAUGAAACUAUGUAAAGGCAAAUAGUCCUACAAUGUAUUUGGGAAAUCAAGAAUUCAAUGUGAACUGUCAUAAGAAAAGUUCCUUGUCACAGUAUUGUCUUAAUGUAACACAGAACAGUACAUAGCAGUUACAUAACCAACUACUGCUGUAGUACUAGCAGUUAGUGAAUCUUAGGUGUAUUAAUAGGGCAAGGGCUGCAUUCAAGUAUUUCUUGGAUUUAUUUAUUUUUUAGGGGAAGGAACUUGUUUGUACCUGUGUGCUUAUAGUUUAUUGAUCAGACAUUUUAGUCCAGCGCUGAGGUGGAAAGUAUUUAAUAUGUUGGUAUUAAAGUAUUCCCAUGAUUCAGGAACACACCAGACAAUGAUAUAGCCUGCAUGAAAUUAUGGUUUCACAGUUGUGCCAUGCUAUAGACUCCAUUGGCCUCAUAGUUUACAUUAACUGUACUGAUAGAGGGGUAUAGGUAUCAUAGGUAAAGGUAAAGGGACCCCUGACCAUUAGGUCCAGUCGUGACCAACUCUGGGGUUGCGGCGCUCAUCUCGCUUUAUUGGCCGAGAGAGCCGGCGUACAGCUUCCGGGUCAUGUGGUCAGCAUGAUUAAGCCGCUUCUGGUGAACCAGAGCAGCUCACAGAAACGCCGUUUACCUUCCUGCCGGAGCAGUACCUACUGGCACUUUGACGUGUUUUCAAACUGCUAGGUUGGCAGGAGAUAGGUAUCAUAGUUGUGAAGUAUUUCACCUUAAUUUGUGAUGUACUUGUUUUUGAACAGCUCCAGUAUAUCAUUAUGAGAAGCUAAUGCUCCAUGUAAGGUGUUUUGUCCUAUGUAUUCUCUACUGGUUUGAUUCUCAUUAGGAAUCUUCAUGGACACACUAUGUGGGUCUCCUUUAUGGGGGUCUUAUUGAGCAACCCUGUAUAUACUUUCCUGAGAGUAAAUCCCAGCACAACACUGACUUCUAAGUAGAUGUAUAGGAUUGCUCUACUGGUUUAAUUUCACUAUGGAUGGAGAGAUGUUUUCAUCCAACAUGUAUCUGUCUUGAUCCAUAACGGCUUUGGUGAUUUUUUAAAAUAAUGGUAAUUAUCGAUGAAAUUUCAUGAUGCAUACAUUUUAAAGUUAAAAUACGUUUACUGGUUGCAGUAGGAGAGUUUGGGAUUACAUGUAAAUAAACUGUUAAAGAAUUUAAACUCUGUUGGCAUGGGGGAGGGAAGAAAUUGUAUCCAUAAAUCUUAAGAAUCCAUGCAAAUGUGAAUUGUUACUUGACAGAAUGCCUAAUUUGUAUAGUUUGGGUUUGCCAACUUUUUUUGACUUCCAGGUGCGUUUGAAUUUUAAGAGUUCUGGGGACACUAGUCACCAAAUAGCUGCUAGUAAUGCAAAAUGGCUGCAUGGCAUAACACUAAAUUAGAGAAACAGUGACCCCCAACAACCUUAUGUUUACCAUGGGAAGUCAGCUAUGUCCUGCUGGUCCUGAUUGUUGAGAUUGUACAAUAUCAAUUUUACACACACACACACACACACACACACACUCUGAUAGUGUUGUUUUCUAAUAGAAAUGGGAGCAUUCCUCAGUACCAGGAAAAAUAUACAAGGUGGCCACACCAUACUGGACAUUUUGCCUCAUAACUUUCUUUCUAGGAGGGCUAGAUACUUACUUUACUUACUUUAGUGAAUUAGCAUUCCAAACUCUCUUCACAACAGUUUUGCAUAUAGGCUGUUGUGUGCAAAAUGCAGGCAAAGAUCACAGAUGAUAAUGUUGUGACUUGCUUGAGGUCAGUGAAUAAAUUCAUAGUCUAGUCACAAUUUUAAAUUUAGUUUCCCAGCUCCAGUCUUAUGCAUUCACCCACGUCCACCCUGUCUAACAACACUAUGUUUAUGGAAUCUAUGCAGUUUUUUGUGUUCCACACAGCAAAGCAAUAUUCAUAGCACAUUUCAUAUUUUACUGUUGGGGGUAAUGGAAUUCCUGGCCUCCAGCUCUUAAAAAUACAUUGGCACCUAGGAUUUUUCCAGUUUUCUUUGAGUUUUUCUUGCUUCUGUUAAGACACGCCCUGGGUAAGAAUGGUACAGACACUGUCCUGGACCACACAACACAAUAAGCGAAAUGAUAGCUUACUUACUGAAACUGCCCAAAUGUGGGCUCCGAGAGAGAAGUAUGCAGCUGCUUUUCUUCUCCUGAUCCCUUUUGCUGCUGUCCUGUGUUGAGCUAAGCCACGGUUUGUCAUCAAACCAGGAUUUGUGAGUUACACUCUCCUUGCUAACCACAAGCUGUAACCAAUAUUUUGUUUUUUGUUUUUAUUUCACUUACGAAUCACUCCCAUAAGGAAUCCAUGGAGGACCUUACUGCAUAUUUUCCUUCCUUGUAAAAAAAAGUCUCUUCCAGCCAUUUUGUCCUUUUACCUGUUUUCAGCCUGUAAGAGUACCCCUUGAUCUUGCUUCUUGGCUGCUAAGUUUGCUCAGAAGCACUUGAAUAGUGUAUAAACAGCUCUGUGGAUGUUCCAGGUACAUAAAAUUUAGCUGAUCACCCCAAUCUACAUACUUGUGACACUCUGAAAUAAAAGUGGCAAGUUUGAAGCUCUUUGAAGAAGCCAUGCUGACUUGUCUACAACAAGGCUUAUGCUAUUAGGUGUUUUAAUGUCCUAGCUUUAAUCAUGCUUUCUUCUAAUUACUUAGAACGUCACUUAGGCCUACUGGUCUGUAAUUUGCUAGAUUUCCUUUAAAUACUGGCAUUAAUUACACUGAUAGCCUUCUAACCCUCUGAUUCUGGUUUUAAUAAGUUGCAUUCUUUGUGAAAUUUUGGCACUUUUCACAUUUGAGUUUGUAAAGAAGUCUUGGCUCUGGAAUAGACAAACUUGGCCCUCCAGAUGUUUUGGGACUACAUCUCCCAUCAUCCCUGACCUCUGGUCCUGUUAGCUAGGGAUGAUGGGAGUUGUAGUCCCAAAACAUCUGGAGGGCCAAGUUUGCCUACGCCUGUCUUGGAUGAAUGCUAUCUUGCUCCAGUGAUCUGUUAAACUUCUAAUGUGACAUUUAGCUUUAUAAUGAGAUUGCUUAGCACCUUUAUUUGGCAUGGCUCUUUCUUCCUCGAAAGGAGUGGUUUGACUGUGGAACUCUCAUCUGCAUUUUUUACAGUGAAAACUAGUGGAAACAACACAUUUUGUUUCGCUGCAGUCUCCAAUCUUCUUACAGUAGUUCUUUCACCCAUUUGCUAUCCAAGGUUCUUACUGCCUCUUUACUGGUUCCCUGCACUUAAAAAAAACCCCACAAGCACUUAAGUUAAGAUAUUAAUACCCUUAUUCAUCUUUUUUGCUUGCUUCAACUUGUAUUUGCCACAGUAAGCAGUCUGGUUAAUUUACCUCUUUUGAACAGUGCUUCCAUUUUUCUAAAAAAGACUCGUUGCAGUUUACGGUGUUCUUGACAUUUAACCACAUAGUCUCUUGGAUUUGUUACUUUCCUGUCCUUUCUAUUUUAUGUACUUUUUUAUUGGAUUUUUAUUAAAGUGGUUUGAAUAACCUCCAAGCUUUCUGGGACGAUCUGGGCUUUCGUUAUAUCUCCAAACCAAGUUACUUUAAACAGAUCAUCUUCUGAAAUGAAGUAUAACUGUGCUGGACUUGCUAGGCAGUUUUCUGUUCAUGUGCAUGUUGAAUAUGAUAGAGUUGUACUGUAAUUGCUCUUCAGAAGAGGUUUGGCAACACAUCCUUGAUCUGAUUCAGGGCACUGCUCAGGAUUCAGGCCCCAUCUACACUAUACAUUUUUAAAACAUACUACUUUAAACAGUCCUAAAGAAUCCUGGGAAGAGUAGUUUGUUAAGGGUGCUGAGAGUUGCUAGGAGACCCCAUUCGUUCCCAAAGCUACACUUUCAGUGGUUUAACGCUGGAUGCUUCUCCCCAGGGAACUCUGGGAACCGAUGGAAAUGAGUUGGGUGGAAUGAGGUUGAAGGAGAGAGAAACUUGUUUGAUUGGAUGCAACUCAAAGUCUCCAAGCAACGUUCAUAAUAAACCUGUGAUCUGAUUAUGUUUAGAUGUGCCCUGAUUUUUUUGUUCAUCUCAGUAUCAUCAUCAGAACUUUGAUAUGGACCAGGUUAGGGCAAGAAUAUAUAGUAUUUGUACUGCAUUUCAAACGAAGCCUCUCAAAGUAUAUUGCACUUGUUUUUCUUCCCACAGUGGUUCUGGAUAGGAUGACAACUAAGGUCUAUGCUUUGUUCAGUUGUAAAUAACAAAGCUUGGUCACUGGUGGUAAUUUAGUCUUUCCUCUGGGCAACUAGACAGGGAAGCGUUUGUAAAUUGCAGAAGAGUUGCUUUUUGUCCUUCUCCUUCUUAGAAUCAUAGAACUGUAGAGUUGGACCCCAAGGGCCAUCUAGCCCAACCCCUGCAUUGCAGAAAUCUUUUGUCCAAUGUGGAGCUUAAACCCAUAGAGCUGAGAUUUAAGAGUUGCAUGCUCUACUGACUGAGCUAUCCCACCAUACACCAAAUUACUAUCAUAGAUAUGUGUGAGCUGGUGGUAUUCAUGAGUCUGAGUUUUCUGUUUCAGCUUAGAUGAAAUUGUUGUGUUCAUGCUGUACAGAAAUAUUUAAAUUAGGUUUUUCAGUAUUAAUCAGUUUCACAUUUCUUUUCUCUACAAUCACUUAGUUUUCCCCACCUAAUGUUUAUUGUAAACCUUCUAUGGCAAUUUUGUUUUUUGUUCUGUUUAGUACAAUGUAUACAAUUGGCAUGAAAAAAGUGCUUUAAUAGUAGUUUUUGAAGUGCAGCAUUGUCAUGAACAUUUGAAUAGUCAUUGUUAACUUGCUUCCUGUUGCACAAAUAUUUACCCUUCAUUCUCUCUUACCCCCCAUUACUUUUUAGGUCUUUGAUUCUCUGUGUUUAAUAGAAACUUCAUUCUCUUGCCAAAGUCAAAUGAGGAAAAUAGGUGGUUUUGCAACCCAGCUGUUAAAGACUGUGGAACCUCCAUGCAGUGCCUGAAGGUAACUGUUUCAUCCCGGAGAGCAAAUAUUUCAAGUUUAAACUCAUAACAAAUUAUUUGCUACAGUUUUUUAUUAUCUUUGUUUUUUGAGAAUUUGGUUCUAAGUGAUUGGUGUCAUCGUAAACAAAUUUAAGUUGCUGGGUUUUGCUCUUUUAAUUAAUAUAAUGAUUCCUCCUGACCAUCCAGGCAUUGAAGUAAUUCUAGCAGUUAUGUAAACAAUUCCUCUAAAGUCUUAAAAAUAUAGCCUAUCUGGGUACAGAACCUUUGUUGCCAGCGAUGGUUGGGGCUAGAGGCGAAAGUGAGUGAAGCAAUAAAUGUACAGAUUACCUUUAUAAAGCAGGCUAAUAAAGCAGCCUGUUUCCUAGUUCCUUUGCAAAAAUUCAUGAAAAAGUAUGUGUGAAAAAUUUGGAAUUCUCAGGAUGUUACGGAGUGUCAGUCUCCCAGGGUACCACACACAUGGGGUUGUAUCCAGUGUUAGUCCUCCUCUAGAGAAGACCCAUUGAAAUGGGUGAUGAGACCAGCUUGGAUAUGUUAAUUUCAGUGGGUCUACUCUGAAAUAAUGUCACCUGCAUGUCCCAGGAGGACUUAAAAUUAUUGGGAUCUGAGUUAGUUCUUGUGUUUAGGAUUUUUUUGGGGGGAGGGCAUGCAUGCAAGAGAUGGUUGCAAGAGGCAGAAUAGACUACUAAUACAGUGACACCCUGUAUCAUGUUACCAUAAUACCUUGGUUACUAAUAGCCAUGGGGUGGUCACUGACACAGUUGGUUCUGACCUCCCCCAAAAUGUCACAAAGCAAAUCAGCCCCUGCUAAAGGCUACCACACAUACAUAUGCUGUCAUGGAAUGAUUCUCUUAUGUCCUUGAACUGCUGCAGCAUCAGUUCAUUGCUAUAUGUUAGGAUUUCCUACUAUGAAUGUGCCUCAAGUGUUGACACUGAAAACCUUUAAAUUGAAAAUAAUUUUUAUGUGUUAUUAUUAAGCUGAUACUUGGGUUUCUUUUCAGCUUUUAAAUAA
Messenger RNA from Podarcis lilfordi (Lilford's wall lizard), 8202 nucleotides. The record is from the annotation of a GenBank genome assembly. Lineage: Eukaryota; Metazoa; Chordata; Lepidosauria; Squamata; Lacertidae.